Molossus molossus (Pallas's mastiff bat) is the source of this 2211-nucleotide messenger RNA. It is a transcript of the gene SLC16A13, whose product is annotated as solute carrier family 16 member 13. Lineage: Eukaryota; Metazoa; Chordata; Mammalia; Chiroptera; Molossidae. Gene Ontology annotation, biological process: monocarboxylic acid transport; transmembrane transport. The transcript is spliced from 4 exons. The record is from RefSeq and is a predicted model, not a curated record. The coding region runs from base 165 to 1439 and encodes 424 amino acids. Gene Ontology annotation, molecular function: monocarboxylic acid transmembrane transporter activity.
GCCUCUCUGUAGCUCUCAAGCCCUCGCCAGUACCUUCUUCUUCACCACCUUGUCCUCCCUCCGCGCGGCCGGCUGCGAUCCGGCUGGCUGGGUGGGCAGAAGGGGAGCGUCCUGAGCUUUGCUCCUCGGUGGCUGUUAGUGGCGGCCGCUCUGAUACCUCCCAGAUGGUUCGUAGGGCCGAGCCCCCCGACGGGGGCUGGGGAUGGAUGGUGGUGCUCUCGGCGUUCUUCCAGUCCGCGCUAGUGUUCGGGGUGCUCCGCUGCUUCAGCAUCUUCUUCGUGGAGUUUGUGGCGGCGUUUGACGAGCAGGCAGCGCGCGUGUCCUGGAUUGCUUCCAUAGGAAUCGCGGUGCAGCAGUUUGGAAGCCCAGUGGGCAGUGCCCUGAGCACGAGGUUCGGACCAAGGCCCGUGGUGAUGGCUGGGGGCAUCUUGGCAGCUCUAGGAAUGCUGCUCGCAUCCUUUGCUACCUCCUUGACCCACCUGUACCUGAGUAUUGGGCUGCUCUCAGGCUCUGGGUGGGCCUUGACCUUCACUCCAACACUGGCCUGUCUGUCUCGUUAUUUCUCCCGCCUGCGAUCCCUGGCCAUGGGACUGGCACUGACUGGCGUGGGCCUCUCCUCCUUUGCCUUUGCCCCACUCUUCCAAUGGCUGCUCAGCCACUAUGCCUGGCGGGGCACCCUACUGCUGGUGUCUGCCCUCUCCCUCCACCUGGUGGCCUGUGGUGCUCUCCUCCGCCCACUCUCCCUGACUGAGGACCCUGCCAUGGGUGGUCCUGGGGCCCAACUUGCCUCCCUCCUCCAUCAUGGCCCCUUCCUCCGUUACACUGUUGCCCUCACCCUGAUCAACACUGGCUACUUCAUUCCCUAUGUGCACCUGGUGGCCCAUCUCCAGGACCUUAAUUGGGAUCCACUACCUGCUGCCUUCCUACUCUCGGUGAUUGCUAUUUCUGACCUUGUGGGGCGUGUGGCUUCUGGGUGGCUAGGGGAUGCAGUCCCAGGGCCUAUGGCACGACUCCUGGUGCUCUGGACCACCCUGACUGGGGUGUCAUUGGCCCUGUUCCCCGUGGCUCAGGCUCCCGCAGCCCUGGUGGCUCUGGCCGUGGCCUAUGGCUUUACAUCAGGGGCCCUGACCCCAUUGGCCUUCUCCAUGCUGCCUGAACUGGUGGGGACUGGAAGGAUAUACUGUGGCUUGGGACUGGUGCAGAUGGUAGAAAGCAUCGGGGGACUUCUGGGGUCUCCUCUGUCAGGCUACCUCCGGGAUGUGACAGGCAACUACACAGCUUCUUUUGUGGUGGCUGGGACCUUCCUUCUGGCGGGAAGUGGAGUUCUCAUCACUCUACCCCACUUCUUCUGUUUCUCAGCUCCUACCUCCAAGCCACAGGACCUUGUCACAGAGGCACUGGAUACCAAAGUCCCUGUGCCCAAGGAAGGGCUGGGGUAGGACUGAACUCCAGAAGGGAGCUGGCUGACAGACUAUGAAAGUCAGUUUGGCAGCUCCAGGUCUUUUCCUCCUGCCCCAUGUUGGUGCCCACAGAACCACAGUGCCUUAAGCAUCUUGAUCUAUUUUCCACCACAGCAGGCCCAGGGCUCCUGUGAUGUGUGUGCCAACCCUUUGUAUUUUGUUGAGGACUCCUAUCUCUUCUUUGCUUCUACAACCUUUUCUGCAGGAUCCAAGAGUUCAGCCUGCUGUGCUGAGCUGUGAAUCAACUGUGAAAAUCAAAGGCCAAGCGACUUAUUAUGUUUUACAAGUGAUCUCUAGUGUUGCCUACUAAGUUUCUUCUCUGAAGACAGAUGUUUAGGAAAGAGGGAUGCCCCUUCUGAAUAAGGAAACUGGAUAAUAAUCAGAAUCUCAGAAAGAACUGGAUUCCAUAUGCUUGGGUUGGUUGAACGGGGUCAAUGCUGGGGGGUGGAGGAGAGGUGUCCAGGAGCCCUGGUGACUCAGCAUUUUAACCCUGGACUCUGCCUCUAUGAACUACAGUUCCUCCCACUUGCCCACUGACUUCCUUCUUUCCCACUAUCCCCUGUGACUUAGAAAAGAAAUUAAGAGAAUGGGGGACACGGUGUGGUGAUGUAGUUUGGUAGGGAGAGCUAAAGAUGAGAGAGCCUAAGUCUGGGUCUGGGAUUCUUGUAUUUACCCCCAGACUAGUAGGAGACUGAGAUACAGGGACAAGUUUUGAGUAAAGGAAAUGAGGAUGGGGUAGAUCGCACCCAUG